Molecule: messenger RNA, 1002 nt
Organism: Penicillium expansum
Lineage: Eukaryota; Fungi; Ascomycota; Eurotiomycetes; Eurotiales; Aspergillaceae
Exons: 1
Coding region: 1-1002 (333 amino acids)
Source: RefSeq, a predicted model, not a curated record
AUGCCCAAGUACGUCCUGACCGGUGUCGGUGGGAACAUCGGUAGCGUUGCAGCAUCAUAUGCACUGGAAAUUGCCCCCCCAGACAGUACUUUGGUGUUCACUAUUUCGAAUCUUAAAAAGCUCCCCGGCCAUACCAUUGAAUCAUGGGAAGCCAAAGGAGUUCAGGUAGCCGAAGCCAGUUACGACGACGUGAACAGCCUCGAGCAAGUUUUUGCUGGCGCAGAUGCGGUGAAUCUAAUAUCGACCUGGGCCUUUGGACGUCGACAUGAGCAAGCCCGGAAUGUGAUAAACGCUGCCAAAUCAUGCGGCGUGCGGCGAAUCUGCUAUACUUCCUUUGUGGGCGCCGACGACCCCGCUCCUGUGGAUGACUUACCCUUCCUUUCUCGAGACCAUAAACAAACUGAGGCUCUCAUCAUUGCUUCUGGGCUGGAUUACAACAUCCAGCGUGAUUAUCUCUACAUAGACAAUAUUCCCAACUAUUUCGCUCCCUCCUGGAACUUCUGCGGAGACCAGUUGCUUUGCAACCCACACGAUGCCCAAGAAUCUAGUGUCACUCCUGAGGCCCGGUGGCUUUUCAACUCACACGGUGGCCAUGGUGCCUAUGUUUCUCGUGAAUAUUGUGGUAGAGUACUUGCUGCUCUCCUCUUGGGCCGUGGUGAGCCUAACACUGUGUAUAAUGUGACGGGCCCCCAGGCUGUGACAGACAAGGAGGUAUUCGACUGGAUCUGCAUCAGCUUCGGGGUGAAGGGACAGCUUGUCGAUAUGCCGGACGGUGAAUUAAGGGAAUGGUGGGUUAGGCGUGGACUUCCAGUUUCCGUUACAGAGCCAUCGUCGCUUCCCAUAAAACUCUGUGUGGAUGAUCUUUUGUGCUGUGGUGAGAUGGUCGCGCGCGGCUAUAUGGCCACGACUAGCAACGCUGUUGAACUACUCACAGGACGGAAGCCCGUUUCGUUCCGAGAGGCUUUGUUGAAAUAUAAGCAUGUAUUUUCCAAGGUGCAAUAG